AUGGCGGCGAAGAUGUCACACGACGAGCUUCUAAAACCGACACUGCAUGUCGAAGCGUUACUCAAAGCCUCGCCACCUGCACCGCACAUCAACCAGGAGAUCUGCGCAGCACUGGCGGAGAGGCUCAAGGAAGACUACGAGACUGUCACGAUUGGCCAGCGGCUGAACGGCUUCGAUGGCAUGAAACACUGUGCUCUACUCUUGGAGGUCGAAAUCGCCGACUACACCGGUCCCGAACACAAGACAGGCUAUUUUGACCUGCAGAAUAAUCAGCUCGACGUCCAGGCUUACUCCCUCACCUCCGAUGACACCCCUGACACUCGCCGCACCAUCGACCAGACUUCCGCAGACGAAGUGCCCAAAACCCGUAUCCUCACUCUUCCGCACUCGUUCCUCAACGAAGCCUGGACGUCCCUAGUCUUCGACGACAACCUCCCGGCCCGUCUCCUCCGCUACCUCGUGCGCAUGCUCAGCAUGAUGUCUCAGCCCGGCCUGAACCUCAGUACCUUCAACUGGAACCGGCUCUGUCUACUCCACGGCCCUCCAGGAAGCGGGAAGAGCACGCUCUGCCGCGCAUUAUCGCAGAAGUUGAGUAUCAGGCUCGGAAACGUCCUCCCGAAUGCCAUCUUGGUAGAGAUCAAUGCCAACGCCAUGCUGAGCAAGUACUUCGGAGAAAGCGGCAAGCUCAUUGGUGGCACGUUCGAGCGCAUCCACAGCAUGGCGCAGUCCCGCUCUACGCUGGUCUGUGUCGUAAUAGAUGAGGUCGAAACUAUCGCCAGCUUGCGCAGCAAAUCAACCAGCGGAAGCGAGUGCAACGACGGACUGCGUGCUACGAACCAGUUGCUCACUUCACUUGAUCGUUUACGCAACUUACCGAACAUCAUAGUCAUCUGCACCAGCAACCUCAUCGACGCCAUCGACUCUGCAUUCUUGGACCGUGUGGAUAUCAAGCAGUUGAUACCAGCCCCAAGUCCAGCGGCCAUCUACAACAUCUUUCGCUCCUGCAUCAGCGAGCUCGUGCGUAGCAGCUUGGUCGACUCUUCCAAGCCGGCGACACCGCCACCGCCCCCCUCCACUCCACCCAACCGUACCACCCGCGCCACCAAUAACAACAAAAGCAAGAAGCGCAAGCUCGCACCCGCCCGCACCGACCCUGAACCAGCCAGCUCUUCUUCCGUCGACUCUUCCUGGUCCGUGGUCUCCCAACCUGAGAUCAUCCCCACUUUCUCCGAGAUGAAAGUCAAGUACGAAAGCCAGCCCGCCUCUCCAGCCUGCAGGAUCUGGCUGCUGGCCCAACGCUGCCACGGUUUGAGCGGCAGGACGUUGCGGCGACUGCCGAUCCUGGGUCUGGCGAUGUAUACGUGGGGUGGGUUGGUGGAUCUAGAAGAAGCGGUCGCGGCGCUGGAGGCUGCUGUUGAGCAAGAACUGAUGGUCGUGAAGGGAGGGACAUGA
This is a messenger RNA of Saxophila tyrrhenica, 1452 nucleotides long. RefSeq lists its product as uncharacterized. The transcript is spliced from 3 exons. NCBI's taxonomy places the organism in Eukaryota, Fungi, Ascomycota, Dothideomycetes, Mycosphaerellales, Extremaceae. Gene Ontology annotation, cellular component: nucleus; chromosome. The record is from RefSeq and is a predicted model, not a curated record. Gene Ontology annotation, molecular function: ATP binding; ATP hydrolysis activity. Bases 1 to 1452 code for a protein of 483 amino acids. Gene Ontology annotation, biological process: reciprocal meiotic recombination; meiotic recombination checkpoint signaling.